ACUCUUUUGACUUUACCAACCAUUUUCAUGACGAAACAGCAUGUCACAUAAUAAAAGUAAUCUAUGCAAAAGCAUAUUAAAAGAUAAUUUUGGAGAAGUUGCUGAAGCAGUUGGAUGCCAUCUAUUGAAGGAUAAUAUCUGUGCACUUAGAUACCUUGCAUUAAAGAGCAAAUUCUCCUUAGAACAGACAAAGAAAGUUUUGUGUGUCCUUCUGCAACAUAACAUUUGUGAUUACACAACAGAUAGUAAAGGAACUCUAGAAUAUUUGAUAGAUUCUGAAAUUGUAUUAAGGAGAAUUAGAUUUCCUAAUUAUAUAUACUGUGCAAAGACAUUAUACGGGGAUGCUGCUGAACUUGUGGCGGAGGAGAUUUUACAGAAUGGACAGAUGUUAAUGACACAAGUUGUAAAAAAUGUUACUAAUAAAUUAAAUGAAGCCCUAACUAAUGCUGGUCAUCCAGAAAUAGCCAGCUCAUUUGUACAGGAAAAGUUUAACUGUCUGGUCAAUACACAUUUCUUGCAGCGAUGUAAAAAUAGAACAAAUACUAGCAAUGGUGAAGAUACUGCUGACGAUUUAUACAAAAUACCUAUCACAGGUAGUAGAAAAAGAAAACACUCUACAGACAAUAAUCCAGUAUCAAUGAAAAAAAGAAGAAUUCUCGAUUCACCAGAAAAAGAGGAACCUGAUGAUGCUGGAAUCUACUGGAAAGUUAACUUUGAUAGGUUCCAUCAAUACAUGAGAGAUCAACUAAUGAUUACCGCUAUAGCCAGUAAGAUAGAUAAGAAGGCUGGAGAAGUAUUAAGAACUUUGCUACGAGUCUGUGAAUUAAAGUCUGACCCUUACAGUACCGUUACUAAUGCUGUCACAUUAACUGAGAUAUUUAAUGCAUUACCAAAGGACUUUGGACUGACCAGGAAGUUACUACAGAUUUAUUUGUCUAUGAUUAGUGAAGAUUCUACAUGUUUUAUAAGUAAAGUCGAUGAAAGUGGCGGAGGAAUGUAUGUUGUCAAUAUAUAUAAAGCAUUAACUCAAAUAGCUACCUCUCAUUUGGAAUCUGUUGUAUUAGAAAGGUUUGGAUCAAAAUGUCUGCGAAUAUUUAGAGUACUAUUGUUGAAAAAGCAUGUAGAGCAAAAGCAGAUUGAAGAUUUUGCAAUGAUCUCAGCAAAAGAAGCUAAGGAACUAUUGUAUAAUAUGUUUUCCCAGAAAUUUAUAACCACAUCAGAGAUAGCCAAAACCCCAGAUCAUGCUCCAUCUAGAACAUUCUAUCUGUUUAAAGUAGAUAUACAUAAACUGGCUCAGCAUGUACUAGAAAGAUCUUAUAAGGCAAUGUAUAAUGCAAUGUUAAGAAAAGACAGUGAAUUGACAGAACAUAGGAGGUUACUCGAUAAGCAAGAGAGGGUAGAUGCAAUAAUUGCCUCCAUUGAGCAGGCAGGAGGAGAUGAUGCACAGAAAGAUGAAAUAGAACAGACCAUUACACCCACAGAGAGGGAUCAGAUAAACACAGUUAAAAGGACUGUUCAAAUGUUGGAAACCAGUGAGAUUCAGAUUGAUGACACUAUGUUUGUAUUAGAAAUGUACCUAUUUUAUGCAAAUCAAGACAGACUAUUAAAAUGUACACAUAAGAAAAAAUAAAUUUAGUAUCUGA
Molecule: messenger RNA, 1643 nt
Organism: Mytilus californianus (California mussel)
Lineage: Eukaryota; Metazoa; Mollusca; Bivalvia; Mytilida; Mytilidae
Product: DNA-directed RNA polymerase III subunit RPC3-like
Exons: 15
Coding region: 41-1630 (529 amino acids)
Biological process (GO): DNA-templated transcription
Cellular component (GO): RNA polymerase III complex
Molecular function (GO): single-stranded DNA binding
Source: RefSeq, a predicted model, not a curated record